Messenger RNA from Didymella exigua CBS 183.55, 1201 nucleotides. RefSeq names its product DUF947-domain-containing protein. Gene Ontology annotation, cellular component: 90S preribosome; nucleolus. Gene Ontology annotation, biological process: maturation of SSU-rRNA from tricistronic rRNA transcript (SSU-rRNA, 5.8S rRNA, LSU-rRNA). Lineage: Eukaryota; Fungi; Ascomycota; Dothideomycetes; Pleosporales; Didymellaceae. The transcript has 3 exons. Bases 40 to 1071 code for a protein of 343 amino acids. The record is from RefSeq and is a predicted model, not a curated record.
CGUUUGGCUCGAAUGUAACCGCAACAAAAAGAACACAAGAUGCCGCCCCUCUCUAGCAAGCUUGAGCGCAAGCUGCGCGCUACCGAAGAGAGCUCAGACGACAGCGAAAAUUACGAAGUUACCGACCGGUCUUCUUCUGAAUCAGUACUGGAAUUCGACGCUGGAGAUGUCGUUGGGUCAGAGAGCGAAGAAGAGACCGCAGGGGGCCCCGAGGACGAAGAGAUGUCAGAUGCCUCUGAUGACGACCAAGUACAGGCACAAAUGAGUAAAGUUUCUUUUGGAGCUCUUGCCAAAGCACAUGAUGCACUAUCAAAAUCGACCGACCGAAAGCGCAAGCGAGGCGAGGAAACUUCAAAAUCACAGGAUGACAAGCUCGAAGCCUUGAGAGAGCGGUUACGGCAGAUCAGGGCAGAGAAGAUUGCAAAUGGCGAGACAAAUCCGAGUAAGAAGCCUAAGGCUGCUGAGAAGAGCAAGUCAAAGCGUCAGGAGCGCGAGGAGGCAGACGCUAAAGAGGACGACUCUGGUUCAGACGCUGCACCUCACGCACGAUCCAGCAAGCACGCACCCGCUGUACAGUCGAGCAAACGCAUGGUCUCACGAAAGCGACAAGUUGUCGAUGUGAAGAAACCUGUCUUUCGCGACCCACGAUUUGAGAACAUUGGAGGGCCAAAACCAGACGAGAACACACUCAGCAAGCGGUACUCGUUCUUGAACGAUUAUAAGGUGUCGGAGAUCGCGGAGCUCAAGAAGGCUAUCAAGAAGUCGAGGAAUGGCGAUGAGAAAGAGCAGAUGAGAAAGCAGUUGGAAUCGAUGGAGUCGCAAAUGAAGACACAGCAGCGGAAGGAUGAGCAGCAGGCUGUUGUACGGGACCACAAGAAGAAGGAGAAGGAGCUGAUCAAAGAGGGCAAAACCCCAUUUUAUCUGAAGAAGUCCGAACAAAAGAAGCUUGCCCUGAUCGACCGCUUCCAGAACAUGAAGGCGAAGCAGCGCGACAGGACUAUUGAGCGCCGUCGCAAGAAGGUUACCUCGAAGGAGCGGAGAAACAUGCCCGCGGAGCGACGAAGUGCAUGAGAUCACAGGUACCCGCCCAUGCAGCAGGAUCUGGACGGGACGAGCAGGGUUGUUAACGAAUUUUAACGUUACCAUUUCACACAUAUACCCGAACAAGCAGAAUGCCUGCUGGCGAAUCCAGACAAUACCA